Nematolebias whitei (Rio pearlfish) is the source of this 2152-nucleotide messenger RNA. RefSeq names its product histone deacetylase 5 (gene hdac5). The coding region runs from base 212 to 2152 and encodes 646 amino acids. Lineage: Eukaryota; Metazoa; Chordata; Actinopteri; Cyprinodontiformes; Rivulidae. Gene Ontology annotation, cellular component: histone deacetylase complex. Gene Ontology annotation, biological process: chromatin organization. Gene Ontology annotation, molecular function: histone deacetylase activity. The record is from RefSeq and is a predicted model, not a curated record. The transcript has 19 exons.
UCAGAAGCUGACGACCCAACAGGAGACUGAGCGUCAGACGCUUCAAUCCCUGCGAGGGAGCGGAGCUCUAACAGGGACGUUUCUCUCCACAUCAUCCCUGCCAGCAGGUGCAAUUCAUGAUGUGGAGACCCCCCCUUCUACCUCUCAUGCAACCCAUUCCUCAUUGUUACAACAUGUCCUUCUAUUGGAGCAGGCCCGACAACAGACUGCGAUGCUAGUCCCCAUGUACAAUCAAUCCCCGCUUGUCUCAGCAGAGAGAUGUGUCAGCACCAGUAUGAGGCCCAUCAACAAGCUGCCUCGGCACCGACCACUGGCCCGCACACAGAGCGCACCUUUACCCCAGUCCCCCCAGGCCCUGCAGCAGCUGGUGGUCCAUCAGCAGCACCAGCACUUCCUGGAGAAACACUACAAAAUACUGUCGAAGGUGGCAGACCUGCCCAGACCACCACCCACCCACCCAGAGGAGAUCGAAGAGGAGCUAACAGAGACCAGUGACAUGCAGGAGGAUGAAGAUCCAGGUCUUAACAGACUCCAGAAGGAGGGAUCUGACGACAGCACGCAUUCAUCGGAGCAGCAUGACAUGCCUGUGAAGGGCAAGGAAGAACCAAGGAACAUUCACAUUAAAGGGGAGAGCACAGACAGCGAUCUGGAUGAGGAGGACGAGGACGUCAUACAACUCAGGGAGAGCGAGGAGGAGAAGGGGAGCUACUUUCAGCAAUCUUUGCAGCAGCUAGGCUUGUUCCAGUCCUCAUUGACCCACAGGCCGCUGGGAAGAGCUAAGUCCUCGCCUGCGACUGGCAUUGUUCCCAUCAAACACCUCUUCACGACGGGCCUUGUUUACGAUGGUCUGAUGCUGAAACAUCAAUGUUUAUGUGGCAAUGCUCACAUACAUCCAGAACAUGCUGGGAGAGUCCAAAGUAUCUGGUCCAGACUGCAGGAGACAGGCCUACUGAGCCGGUGCGAGAGGAUUCGUGGGCGGAAAGCGUCUCUGGAUGAGAUCCAGUCGGUCCAUUCAGAGUUCCACACACUCCUGUACGGAACUAGCCCACUUAAUCGGCACAAACUGGACCACAAGAAGCUUCUGGGUCCUAUCAGUCAGAAAAUGUAUGCUGUCCUUCCCUGUGGGGGCAUCGGGGUGGACAGUGACACCGUAUGGAACGAGAUGCAUUCAUCAGCCGCUGUCCGCAUGGCUGUGGGCUCAGUCAUUGAACUGGCCUUCAAAGUGGCUGCAGGGGAGCUGAAGAAUGGCUUUGCAGUGGUGCGUCCACCUGGUCACCACGCUGAGGAGUCCACAGCCAUGGGCUUUUGUUUCUUCAACUCAGUAGCCAUCACUGCCAAGCUGCUGCAGCAGAAACUUGGAGUUGGGAAGAUCCUCAUUGUGGACUGGGAUAUUCACCAUGGCAAUGGCACUCAGCAGGCCUUCUACAACAACCCCAGCAUUCUCUACAUCUCCCUCCAUCGCUACGAUGAUGGAAACUUCUUUCCUGGAAGUGGAGCUCCUGAGGAGGUGGGCUCAGGUGCAGGUCUUGGCUUUAAUGUGAACAUAGCAUGGACCGGGGGGGUGGAGCCACCUAUGGGGGAUGUGGAAUACCUGACUGCCUUCAGGAGUGUGGUCAUGCCUAUUGCCCAGCAGUUCAGCCCAGACGUGAUCCUGGUGUCUGCGGGAUUUGAUGCAGUGGAGGGUCAUCAGUCUCCUCUGGGGGGCUACAAUGUCUCCGCCAAGUGUUUUGGCCAGUUGACGCAGCUCCUGAUGGCUCUGGCAGGCGGGCGGGUUGUGAUGGCACUGGAGGGUGGCCAUGACCUGACUGCCAUCUGUGACGCAUCGGAAGCAUGCGUCUCUGCAUUACUGGGAGACCUGUGCGACUCUGACUUUCAGUGGCCUCAGGAGACACCGUGUCCUAAAGCCUGCUCAUCCCUGGAGACAAUCAUCGAGAUUCAGAGUAAACACUGGUCCUGUCUCCAGAGUUUGUCUCUGACCAGCGGACAAUCGCUGCUUUUGGGGCAUCAGGGCCAGUCAGAGAAGGAUGAGGCUGAAACGGUCAGCGCCAUGGCGUCACUGAGUGUUGAUGUGGAUCAGCCCAGUUCAGUUGGUGAAAUCACAGAGAACAGCAGGUCUACUGUGGAGCCAAUGGAGGAGGAGCCUGUCUUGUAG